AUGGCUCCUAUCGGGGGUGCGAAUAUUCAUUUCCUCACUACCAUGGUGGCUAACAUCCCGCAACUGGAUUUUUCGUCUAACUAUUAUGUGAUUAACUCAUUGAUCACCCAAAUGGAGAUGGGGUGGGAGUGGAGUGAAUUCUCAACCAAGCAUCGCCCGUUGCGGGUCACGAAACCUGAGGGCCACCAAACAUCUACAUACCGCCUUCAAUUGCCAUAUAAGCUUAGCGUUCCUCUGAUGGUCUCCAGCGUCUUAAUGCAUUGGUUGCUUUCGAAUGCGCUCUUCAUGGUGGUUUCACAGGGCACCUACUAUGUUCUUGGCCCAUCCGACUAUAUAGUCGAUCCUGACAGUCUUCCGAGAGAUGCUGCAAUAAAUCUCGGUAGCUCGAGAGCGCACACGCUUGCAUUAUUCCUCGUUGGUAUCUUGAUGAUGAUCUGCCCAACGAUUCUAUCGAGACAGAAGCUGCCAGGGCAGAUGCCAGUCGUUGGGUCCAACUCAAUGGCGAUUGCGGCUGCCUGUCGCGUCUCUCCGCUGGCCCAAGUGCCCACGGAUUCCCAUGAAGAGAACAAUAUGCAAGAGACCGAGCUUUCAGAGCUUACAGGCGAGCAUGUUGAAGCCGCAAAUGGGUCAGACAAUCAAAAAAAAAGAUGA
Messenger RNA from Colletotrichum aenigma, 651 nucleotides. RefSeq lists its product as uncharacterized. The transcript is spliced from 3 exons. The record is from RefSeq and is a predicted model, not a curated record. Bases 1 to 651 code for a protein of 216 amino acids. NCBI's taxonomy places the organism in Eukaryota, Fungi, Ascomycota, Sordariomycetes, Glomerellales, Glomerellaceae.